Anneissia japonica is the source of this 3156-nucleotide messenger RNA. RefSeq names its product calcium-binding protein 39-like. NCBI's taxonomy places the organism in Eukaryota, Metazoa, Echinodermata, Crinoidea, Comatulida, Comatulidae. The record is from RefSeq and is a predicted model, not a curated record. The transcript is spliced from 8 exons. Bases 228 to 1238 code for a protein of 336 amino acids. Gene Ontology annotation, biological process: intracellular signal transduction. Gene Ontology annotation, molecular function: protein serine/threonine kinase activator activity.
GGAAGAAAGAUUACUCGACUCCAGCAAAAGCCGGACAGAACAGUUGCAUAGAUUUUACCAAAGUAGCCUAAAAGGCCAAAGGAGCAAGACUACAGUGUGUUCCCUACAGUCUGUUCUACUAAUAUCAAGAUUGGUGAAGAUUGAAGGUUACUAUUUGGCCUCUUCCACUUCAAGGGAGAAUUUUGACCUUUCACCUUCAUACCAAUUGUACAAGAGCUGUCCACAGGAUGCCUUUGUUUGGCAGCUCAAAGAGGAGUCCAGCUGAACUGGUGAAGGCUCUGAGAGACAGUACUGCAGUCUUGGAGAAAGAUGAAUCAAGCAAAAAAACAGAAAAAGCCCUAGAUGACAUAGCCAAGACACUGGUUGGUAUGAAGAAUAUUCUAUAUGGUGUUGGUGACCAAGAGCCCCAGACAGAGCUAGUGGCUCAACUUGCUCAGGAGAUAUACAAUUAUGACAUGCUUGUCGUAUUUGUAGUGUAUUUGAACAGGCUCGAUUUUGAGGCCAAGAAGGAUGUUGUUCAGAUUUUCAACAACAUGCUUAGAAGACAAAUAGGAACACGCUCACCAACUGUGGAGUAUAUUUGUUCCAAAGAAGAGUUGCUGUUCAUUUUAGUCAAGGGGUAUCAGAAUCCAGAGAUUGCGUUAAACUGCGGUAUGAUGCUCCGAGAAUGCGUUAGGCACGAGACACUAGCUAAGACUAUUCUCUAUUCGGAAAGAUUUUAUGACUUCUUUCAAUACGUUGAAAUGUCAACGUUUGACAUAGCCUCUGACGCUUUUGCAACAUUCAAGGAUCUUUUGACAAAGCAUAAGCUUUUGGCUGCGGAAUUUCUUGAACUAAAUUAUAACAAAGUGUUUGAACAUUAUCAAAAGCUUCUGGAUUCUGAUAACUAUGUUACGAGAAGGCAGUCUUUGAAGCUUCUCGGAGAAUUACUCCUGGAUAGGCACAACUACACAACAAUGACGAAGUACAUCAGCAAUCCAGAUAACCUCAAGUUAAUGAUGAACCUCCUUCGAGAUAAGAGCCGGAACAUUCAAUUCGAGGCCUUUCAUGUCUUCAAGGUCUUUGUAGCGAAUCCUACAAAAGGAAAACCUGUAUUGGAUAUCUUAGUAAAGAACAAGGAGAAACUUAUCGAUUAUCUGAAGGCAUUUCACAUCGAGAGGACAGAAGACGAACAGUUCAACGACGAGAAAAUGUACUUGGUGAAGCAAAUCAGAGAACUUGGCGACAAAACCGAUUGACAGAAUGUCGCCCUCGUGUUCUUACGAACAGCAUAGGUAGUUUGAAAACGCCGGAAUAUUUAUAUAUUGGAUUUUAGAUGGCUUUCUUAAAUUUGUCAAUAUGUUGAAAACAAUUUUAAUAUGAAAUUAGGGCCUAUAUUAUUAUGAAAAUAAUAAUAUAGGCCUAAAGAUUUACUCUCUGCCAGUAAUCGGGAAAAACAUCGAAAUUCAAUUAAAAAUUGUAACAGCUCAUUUAAAAGGAUCACGCUAGCUAUAACUUUCAACCAGAUACUGAUGCAUAGUUACCAACCUGAGAGAUUUGAAAUGCAUGACUACACCAGCUGACUGGGGGUGGGGCGAAGCCCUGGCGCUGCAGUGAUCUAAGCAUUUUAAGCUGUUUUAAAACGAUUUCAGGGAGUGUUUGUUGACAAUACCGGGUACAAAAAUAAACAAAUAAUACUUUUAAUAAAGCACGUACAAUUUGAGUUUAUAUAUAGCAAUAAUAAAGGCGCCGCUCUGGUUCGUGUGUUUCCUGUAAUUUCUCCACUUAGUAAUUAUGUUCAAAUUUUGAGGUGGGGUGCUUGUCAAAUGCUUGAGUGACGGUUACUCAAUUUAUAGGCCUACUUUGUUUUCUUUAGUGCAUUGUAUUCUGUUUGAAGUAUUAAUAUUGGACGCACCUUUAUCAUCUGAAGUGUGCCACUGUUUCAAAAGUGUAGUUUCCGAAUAAUAAUAUACCCCAUUCGCGGGAGGUUCUUUGGUUUCAGUCACAUACUGUAAUCAACGGAUGGUUGUGACAAUGAACGCGCAAGACCACACGCGCUGCGGCUCCUAGGCUCUCGAUGAAUUUAUUUUUGAACAAGAUUAUGAAAGCUCUCUAAUGACUCAAAACUGCAUGACCGUUUUUAUGUUUUAAAAAAAACAGUUUCUUCUAAUUUUGAAUAGGCCUACAUUUUUUUGGUGAUAAUUCGUUAUCAUGCAUAGACUUAUGCAUGCUAAAUGCGAGACAAAUUUAUGAUGGGAGACGGUUGGUAACUAUGCUCAGUUAUGCUGAUGUAAAAAAAAAAGAUAGGCUCCCAGCGGAGCGUGUGUGUCUGCUGCUUGACAUAGUUUUUUUUUCUUUUUUGGCUACUCUACUUUAAAAUCAUAAUCCAUUCACGCUUUUUGUAUUGACUUUUAGUUCUUUUUAUGACAGGUCAUAUCUUUCUAUGGUAUGGUGUCAUAUUUCAUAGGCUUAACUUUUAUUUCUAUAUUUAGCUUAUGAGGCAUCCCAUCAUUCUUCAAACCGGGUUCACUGUCACAAUUAGGACAGUAGACAUAAAAAUCUUUAAAUUAAUUUACCAGCCAAUUAAGGCUAUGCAAAAAUAUACAGUAAAAAAUAUUAUUUAAUUGCCCAUUAAUUAUGUUUAAGAAGUUAAAUGACUAAAUUAAAUUUACAAAAAUGAAUAGGCAAUUAAAAAUGAAAUGAAAUUUGUCAUUUUUUAUUUUGGAUCAUGACAUACAAUACAUCUCUAAGUAUGCUGAAAAAAGACUAUGAUACACUUUUCGUGUAUUUUUGAUGUACCGUAUCUUAAAGUAAGUAAAGUUGAGAAUGAUUAAAAUUUAAGUAGUCACUUUUAUUUAUUAGGUAUUUAUAAUAAGCUGUACAUUUGAAAAGACUGGUGUAAACAUAAAGUAAAUACUGUACAACGUUUUAUCGAUUAUGACUUGCGACUGGAAGAAAUUAUAGAAAAUAGUCUAAUCAACUAUGUAUUACACAAUUUGUUAUCUUCAACGAAAUUUAACCCUCAUUGUUUGGACCAAUGUAAUCUAGACGCUCUCUAUGAGUUGAUAAACACCCACUAGGCCUAUAUUAUAACUACCAAACAUCUGAAUUAAAAAAAAAAAGUUUUUUCAUUAAUAAAUAUACAGGUAUUGACAGUUACCGUACUUGUUAAUAAAA